Molecule: messenger RNA, 5038 nt
Organism: Rhopalosiphum padi (bird cherry-oat aphid)
Lineage: Eukaryota; Metazoa; Arthropoda; Insecta; Hemiptera; Aphididae
Product: facilitated trehalose transporter Tret1-like
Exons: 9
Coding region: 755-2758 (667 amino acids)
Biological process (GO): carbohydrate transport; transmembrane transport
Cellular component (GO): membrane
Molecular function (GO): sugar transmembrane transporter activity
Source: RefSeq, a predicted model, not a curated record
UCUCAGUCAUGCACCGCACACCGCACCGUCUGCUAUAGUAUUACAUGCCCAGCUAUACUAUAUUAUAAUACAUACCGCGACCGCAUUAUUUUUCACAUAUAUACCAGAGAUACCAAUAUUAUAAUAUAGUAAUAUCAUAUAUUUAAUACACCUACGUAGUAGUAAUAGUAGUGCAAUUUUUUUUUCGUAUACAUAAAUACGCUCGUGUGUGAAUCAUUCGCGGUAUUAUUCGUACGCAUCGCGCCGAGUCGAGUCACACAGCUUACGGUUUUUUUUUUUUAUUAUUAUAUAGUACGAAUUAGGUACACGUCACGCGUUCAAAUAUAUCUAUAUAUAUGUAUAAACAAAUACAUAACGUUUUUAACAUAUAUUAUUUAAUUUCGCGAGUGCGGCCUGUAUGUAUAUAUAUAGUAUAAAGCUAAGGUUUCGGAGACUCUUGUAGAUCACAUCGCAUUUGCAGUGCACCGCACCGCGAUCGAUCCACGCGCACCGAAACGGUGUAUUUUUCGAUGGGAUUUCGCAAUCCGUACGUGUCGAUACUGUCGGUCGAUUACAAGUUGCGCGCCAAACUGAUGCCACUGAGGUCUUGAUAUAUAUAUAUAUAUAUAUUAUACAUUUCAGCAGCUACAUUCGAAUUCACCAGUAAAAACCAAAAUUCAUAAAAUCCGACGACGACUCGAACCGUGUAGAGUCAUCGCGAUUGAAUAUUAUACGCAUACAAUAAGAACGAAGACAGAGACAACACAUUUCAAAAAUGGCUUGGAUCAAACGCGGUCGCGGAGAUAAAGCGAUGCAGCAAAUGACGUUCACGAUCGACAUGCCCAUCAGCGAGGACCAGGUGGCCGAGCUGUACGGUGAAGGCGCCCGGAUCCACAGCGUACACCACAGGUCCAGGCCGGAGCAGUCCGUGUUCGCGUCCACAAUGUCGUCCAACGCCUCGGUGGACACGACGGUGGGCUCGACCGCGGCGCUCAUACACAGCCACGCGGCCAAAGUCAAGAAGAAGAAGUACGCUUUCCUCAGGCAGGGCCACAGUGGCAGCGCCCAACAUUCGGCUUCGGCCGCGGCCAACAACGGUUACGUGACCGGCCGCCACUGCCGUGACGCCGCCAUACACAGCCAGAAGGAGCUGAACAUCCGGUUGGCCACGCCCACGGUGCCGAACUUUAUCGAUCAAAUACUCAAGAAGAAACAGGCCACCGAACAGGUGUCCGCGAAGCGUCUGAGCAGCGACGACGACGAUGACGACGACGACGACUGCGACGAUGACCGGGAUACAGAUGAAGACGACGUAUUCCUGCAGGACCUCAAGUCCGCCGCAAAAAUCCGGACGUCGCAGAACACAUACGUCCCACAGAUCCUUGCUUCGCUAACAGUAUCAUUAUGCUCAAUGGUAGUUGGAUUCGCGUCCGCUUACACGUCACCUGCCUUACCGUCCAUGAACAGACCAGGCAGUCCGCUGACCGUAACCGAGGAAGAAGGUUCAUGGAUCGGCAGUCUCAUGCCACUGGCAGCACUCAUCGGUGGCAUGGCCGGUGGGCCCCUUAUUGAGUCCAUUGGUAGAAAAACCACAAUACUCGCUACCGGAAUACCUUUUAUUAUUUCCUUUAUUCUGAUAGCGAUGGCUGUUAACGUGCAAAUGGUAAUGGCUGGUCGGGCGAUAGCCGGAUUCUGUGUAGGAGUGGCUUCAUUAGGUCUUCCUGUAUACUUAGGAGAAACUGUACAACCUCAAGUUAGAGGAACGUUGGGACUUUUGCCCACCACUCUCGGAAACAGCGGAAUUUUGCUAUGUUUCAUUGCUGGCAAAUACCUUAACUGGCAGAUGCUUGCUAUCCUUGGUGCUUGUAUCCCUAUACCUUUCUUGGUGUGUAUGUUCCUCAUCCCCGAAACCCCGCAAUGGUACAUAAGCAGAAACAAAAGCAAGAAAGCCAAAAAAGCUCUUCAGUGGCUCCGGGGAAAGGACGCAGACGUAACGCAAGAAUUUAGUGAGAUCGAAAAAGCUAAUCAUAUGGGCAAAAACGAAGAAAUGCCCGGAUAUCUAAGCUUGUUCUCAAAGAUGUACUCAAAACCGUUGCUUAUAUCUAUGGGACUCAUGUUAUUCCAACAGCUCAGCGGAAUCAAUGCAGUCAUUUUUUACACCGUCAAAAUUUUUAAAGAAGCGGGAAGCACCAUCGACGAAAACUUAUGCACCAUCAUCGUGGGUAUCGUCAAUUUCUUGUCCACUUUCAUAGCAACCGGUCUCAUCGACAAGCUCGGUCGCAAGAUCUUACUAUACGCUUCCAGCACUACGAUGGCGAUCACACUCAUCACUCUCGGAACGUUCUUCAACUAUAAAAACAAUGGUUACGACGUGUCUCAAUACGGAUGGUUGCCUUUGGUCAGUUUCGUGUUUUUCAUCAUCGGGUUUGCUAUCGGCUUCGGACCAAUUCCGUGGUUGAUGAUGGGUGAAAUUUUGCCAGCCAAAAUCCGAGGCACGGCUGCUUCGUUGGCGACAGCUUUCAACUGGGCCUGCACAUUCUUAGUCACCAAAACGUUCGCCGACUUAUUGCGCGUCUUCGGCACAGACGGCACCUUUUGGAUGUUUGGAGGCAUCUGUCUGAUGGGCCUGAUAUUCAUCAUAUUCUGCGUACCCGAGACUCAGGGUAAGAGCUUAGAAGACAUCGAACGCAACUUGACCGGUGUAGGCAAAGGCCCAGUCAGGCAAGUAAGAAGGAUGAGCUCGAUAGCGCAUCUAAAACCACUGCCGAUGGCCAUCUAAACGUCAGGAAAAAUAAUAACAUUUUAUUAUGUAUUAACUAUAAAAGAAAAUCGGCGUAUAUAUAUACAUAUAUAUAUAUAUAUUAUAAUAAUAAUAUUAUACAUCAAUUUUUCUUCGGAACGUUUUCGGAAAUUACAAAAUAUAAAAUUCGCAAGCUUAUAUUCAUGCGCGUACCUCUUUUAAUAUUUUACAAUAAAAUUUACGUUUUUAUCAUUACAACUUUUUAACUUUAUAAUUUGUAAAUGUGCAUAGACCAUUUUAAAAACGCGUUAGACUGCACUGUUCUAAAGUGUUAUUAUAUAAUGGUGCUAAAAUAUUUCGGACAAUAAUUAAUAAAAUAAAAAUGACUUUUUUUUAAAUUUAUAUAAUAUUAACUAUAUAUAUACAUAAACUUAAAAAAUACGAUUACAAAAAUGAUAUCGACGAAGGCCGUCUUAUUGCGUUUCCACAUUCCGGAGAGUAGGUGAAGUUCCAAUUUUUUAUAUUAAAUUAUUAUUAUUAUUAUUAUUCGUGCUGUGAUAGUGACAGAGCAUCCCCUCCCUCCUGCAGUUGUUUGAUAAUGUUUACACCACGAUACGCGUUUAUAAUAUCUAUAGAUCAAAUUCCGUUUUUUAUUGAUCAGGUCAAUCCCUCCUCACAAACCAUUCAAAUUUUUUAUUCGACUUAAGAAUUUAAUAGUAUGAUACGUAUAUAAUAAAUAUAUAUAUAUUAUAUAAUUAUAGUUGGGCACUCGUUAUUGUACUUACAAUUUAAUACAUUAUUACACUAUAAUACUAUAUAUACCUAUAAUAUAUGUCGAUACGCUUAAGCCACAUUUUUAUAUAGGGGGAGGCCUUCAAGUCUGUGAAGGUGUUGUGUGUGUGUGUGUGUGUGUGUUUAGAUUAACGUUUUUAAUAUUAUUAUUAUUAUUAUUAUUAUUAUUAUGUAGGUGUAAAAUACGUAAUUAUAACACUAUGUAUACCGUUUAAUGGAUCGGUGAACAAACGACGUUUUUAAGUGUUUUUUUUAAACGAUUUUUACAUUGCAGUAUACUUGGUACCUAUAUUUUUCGUUUUUCCUAUCCGUUAUAAGUAAAACCACUUAUGAUUCCAUUUACAUAUUGUGUAAUCUAACGGAUCGUGAAACCGAAAAAUAAAUGAUUAUUUAAAAAUUAUGCAUCGAGUUAUCGCAAAUUUAAAAUAAAAUAUAAUAACCGCGACGAAAGGACGAUUUUUUUUACUAAUAUCAAAAAAAAUAAAUAGUCAUUCAUUCGCAAAAAGCCAUCCCAUCGUGAGUUUGUACAACAUAAUAAUAUGAUCGAUAUUCGGAAAACUGAAAUAUAUAUACACACGCCUACAAUGAGGGGUGGGUUAUUAUAAGUUUAUUAUCGAUACAAUUUUUAUAACGAUUAGACUGUUUUUGAUUUUUUUUUUUUUUUUUUUUUUUAAUCAAUCUUUUAUUGUGAUUUGAUAUUAUUAUAUAACAUAAUAAUAUCAAUAUUGAAAAGCCUCGCGUAAAAAUCGUUUUUUUACCAAGUAAAUAUAUUAUUAACACAAAUACUUACUGAAAUCGACUUUAAAAUCGAUGUCGUUUUUUUUCCAAUCAGGCGGGCAAACUUUGUGAUUUUAUUAUUAUUAUUUUUUUUUGUAUUAAAUUUAGUUACCAAUAUAUUAAACUAUAUGAUUUUUUUGUUAGGACAUUAUUAUUUAUUAAAACAAUAUAUAGAUUCUUGGAUGACAUGUUAUUUAUUUCUAGAUUUAUUUAAAUUAUAAAAUAUAGAUUUAUAAUUGUGUUUUGAGCUCAAAUCACUCUAAAAAAAAAAAAAAAAAUGUAGUACAUUUAUAUAUUUAUAUUGUCAAUUAAAAGAAUAAAAUAAAAGCAAUAGAUAUUAUUAGUUAUUACUUAUUACUAUUAUUACUACCAGCUGUAAACCUAUAGUUAAUGAAUUAACAACACAUUCCAUAUUUUAUGAAAUUAUUUAGUAUAUUAUUAUCAAAACAUGUAUGAAGUAUGAUUUUAUUUUAUUUUUUUUUUAAUUCGACGUAUAUUAUUUCUGUUUUAAAGAAAAACUAAAACAUUUUUGUGGCUUAAGUACGUUUGUCAAAGAUGCGUUAAUUCAUUAUUAUAAUAUAUUUAUUAUUUAAUAUAAUAUACAUUUUUAGAGACUUAAACUUUUUUUAUGAAACGAACAUACGAUAAAAUAUUGUUUUAUUUAUUUUUGUAUUACAAAAUUAUUUGAAUGUUUAGUGUUUAAACAUUGUUUAAUUUAUGUGUACAAAUAAACAUUAUUUGUUAAACAUA